Molecule: messenger RNA, 2868 nt
Organism: Colletotrichum orchidophilum
Lineage: Eukaryota; Fungi; Ascomycota; Sordariomycetes; Glomerellales; Glomerellaceae
Exons: 1
Coding region: 1-2868 (955 amino acids)
Biological process (GO): protein ubiquitination; ubiquitin-dependent protein catabolic process
Molecular function (GO): ubiquitin protein ligase activity
Source: RefSeq, a predicted model, not a curated record
AUGGACAAUCCGCUUCUACCUCUACCUGAUUCUCUGGAAAAUACAGGGGUUUGGCAGGAUCUCUCACUGUGGACUGCUCACCAAGUUCAAUACGCCGUGAACAUUACCAAACUCACUCCUUCCAUCGAGGAUCUGUUAUGGGCUGGCCCGAGGAUGGUACGAAAGCUGACGGCAUAUUUUCCAUUUCCCGACUCCCUUGAUGCUCUAGGCCAGAGAGUAAUUCCUGAAGCAACAUGGCCCGGUAUCCUGCGCACUACCGACGCAGCUACCACCGCUGCUUUCACCAUGAAUAUCCCUCCUCCCAUGGGCAACUUUCAUGGGCCUGGUCCUGCUGUUCCGGCUGAUCCAGAUGCUGGCUUGGUCUCUCCAAAAUUCACCAUGGAGGGCGCAAGAGGGCUGGGCAGCGUCUUUAGCUAUGCAACGAGCAAGUGGGCGCUUUGCUGUAUUGCCAUGGCAAUCGUCCUCAACCGCACACACAUCUUCGCAGCUACUCGUCGACGCUUACAUCUUACUCUCCCGACUCGACUGGCCUUGCGCGGCCUUCCCGUUCUUCUAUUCUUGGUGCAAGCGCGCGGUCUGCUGCGAUCAAUCCAGUGCCAAACAUCUCCCGACUUCGCCGAAAUGCGCUGGGGAAAUACAAGCAAGAGCUCUGAGCUCAUGUUCUCACAAGCUGGCGGUCUCCUCCAUACAAUGAGUUCAGCACUGUUGCUGGGGGCUUCAGACGAGGCGUCCUGUACGGCUGUGGGCAUGGUCCCAGCAGGUACUAAAGACGCGACGCCGGACAUGAGGGGGUCUCUGUCUCUGCUGUGGCCGCUAUUCGGAACGUUUUGUUUUAGUCAAUUCUUGGAGACGGUCUCAUGUGCUGUACAGGGCCGCCCCGUAUCAGCGGAGACGGGUAUGACCCUUUUUGAGCACUCCCUUGCCUUUGCCGAGGCGGAUGCUGCCAUUAGCAACCAACUCGGCUGGGGCCUGUUUACCCAAUCCCAAGCGGCAGAUGCCGCUUCGACGAGCGCUACCAGCAUCGCUAUCAGCCGGUCCAUGAUUCUUAGAAGGGUGAAUACGUCACCCGAGGUCUUGCUCGUUGCCUUUCUUUCAACCAUGAGCCACAUCACCAGCCACAUGUUGGGCAUAUUCAACUUGCAAGCCAGGUUUCGACUCGUCAGCACCGGAUUCUGGGGCUUAUGUUUUAUGGCAAGCAUUCUUUGGAGUGCCAUCACGUUCUCCUUGGACGACCCUGCGAAGCAAGGGCUGCUCAGAUUCCCGACGGUCUGCAUCAUUGGCUUCAUACCCCACGUUCUUGUGCUAGGUGGCAUUCUGGUGUGUUUUUUCAUCUACUUGCUGGCCCUCGGCCUGGCUGCUAUCACUCCGACAGAGGGACAGGCAGGACAGAGGCUCAGCCUUCGCGAGCGGCUGACCCAAGCUCACGCCAACAUGCAAGCCAACCUUUCUCUUUCCGACAUUCGGAUUACCAUGGAAAUGGACUUCUAUACGGCUUUGCUUCGAACCGGCUUUGGGGCCAUUACCAUGGCAAGCGAAGCCGUCUACCUGAACGAAGACAGAGACGUCACGAUGCGACCGCACACGUGGUUGGAGGAGGAGAGGUACCGUGAGCUUGAGGUAUUACGAAAUCAGUGGAUCGGAACGGGCCCCCCCGAUUCUCACUAUGAUACUAUAGGCACCAUUGGUCUGGUGCCAGUCAAGGAUGACCACAUGUUGUCCAACAGUGGAUAUGCUCGCGAGCGGGCGGCUCAAAAGGUUCCCAAAUCCCGGUCUGGGGAGCGAAGACUAAGAGAUGGCGUCGGCGCCGCGGAGCGAAGUGGCCGAUGGUUGAUGGCACUGGACUUCAUCAUGAACAUCAACAGACUGAUUUUCCGAACGUGGGCGACCACCAUGCUGAAAAUACUUUCCAAGAUUGGUUUGCGGCACCCGAGGUUUCUUCUUUGGAUUGUUCGCCGGCCAAAAGCUGCCAGUGACUUGAGAAACUCGAAUCCGAGAGACAGUGUCGGUCGUUCGCAAGCACCUGCACACCCUGCCGAGUCAACUAUGAACAUUCCACUGACUGAUAGCGUCGACGUGGAGUCCGAGUUCAGACAGCAAGGGUGGAGGGGAGGCCAAAGGUGGGCUCCCGUCGACGAGGCCGACCUAGAUUUAAAACUUUACGGAUGGUGGCUGAAGGGCGGAUGGUGGGGUUCGGCAGACAAUAGUGGGGAGUAUCAACCAGCGGCAGCAGGCGAUGAUGACGAUACAACGAGUGUCGUGUCCUUCAGCACCAACGGCGACAGCGAGUGGGAGUCGGAAGACGCUGGGCAGAUAACGCCCACGCAGUCUAGAUCAUGGGCUUCACGGGAGCCCACACCAGUCACUGAGGAUUUAUUGCAGCUUUCAGAUCUGGCACGCCUGCUGCACCCAAGCAAUCCCGAAGAGAGAGAAGAAGCACAUGCGUUGGCUGCUCAUCUGAGUAGUGACAGAAUUGUGACCCGAUCUCAGUAUCUCAGGUCACGGCAGCUACAGCGAACGCGGAUACUGCAGCCAAAUGGGCACUCUAAUCACAUCACGACGCGGCCGAUCAAGAUGACACCAGACGAAGAAACUCAACGUUUGGAGCAGCUACUGCUCUCCCGCCGGUCCGAGUUCUCGAGUUCUGUGGAUCGCGGAGCAUCGACGUGGGCAGAAGGAGCGGCUGGUCUGGGUCCGGAGGGCCCGCAAUGUGUCGUCUGCCAGAGUUCUCCUCGCACUAUUAUCGUUUGGCCCUGCCGUUGCCUGAGCCUUUGCGACGACUGUCGAGUCUCUCUCGCUAUGAACAAUUUUGACAAGUGCGUUUGCUGUCGUCGGGAGGUCAUUAGCUUCAGUAGGAUCUACGUCCCCUAG